Messenger RNA from Pungitius pungitius (ninespine stickleback), 3563 nucleotides. It is a transcript of the gene dhdds, whose product is annotated as dehydrodolichyl diphosphate synthase. Gene Ontology annotation, biological process: polyprenol biosynthetic process. Gene Ontology annotation, cellular component: dehydrodolichyl diphosphate synthase complex; endoplasmic reticulum. The transcript has 14 exons. The record is from RefSeq and is a predicted model, not a curated record. Gene Ontology annotation, molecular function: ditrans,polycis-polyprenyl diphosphate synthase [(2E,6E)-farnesyl diphosphate specific] activity. Lineage: Eukaryota; Metazoa; Chordata; Actinopteri; Perciformes; Gasterosteidae. Bases 125 to 1132 code for a protein of 335 amino acids.
AAUUAAUUCCCAUAUUUUGAAAAUCUCCUAACGUCCAACCGGAAGUCGUCAUUGCGUGAUUUCGUCACUUCAACGAUGACGAUCUCUUCCGCAUUGGAGUAAAGCUACUUUUGAAGGGCCGAAGAUGUCGUGGAUCAGGGAGGGAGAAUUAAACCUGCUGGAAAAGAUUUCAGCCAAUAUCCUGAAGGCGGGACCCAUGCCUAAACACGUGGCCUUCAUCAUGGACGGCAACCGGCGCUUUGCACAGAAGAAAAACAUGGAGCGCCAGGAGGGGCACAUGCAGGGCUUCAACAAGCUGGCAGAGACGCUUCGGUGGUGCAAGCAUCUGAACAUCCGCGAGGUCACGGUGUACGCCUUCAGCAUCGAGAACUUCAAGCGCUCCAAAGACGAGGUGGACGGGCUGAUGGAGCUGGCCAGGCAGAAGUUUGAAAAGCUGUUGGAUGAACGGGAGAACCUGGAGAAGCACGGUGUGUGCAUCCGGGUGCUGGGCGACCUGAACAUGCUCCCGCUCGACCUCCAGCAGCUUAUUGCCAAAGCCGUGCUCAGCACCAAGGCGCACAACAAGUGCUUCCUGAACGUGUGCUUUGCCUACACGUCGAGGUACGAGAUAACCAACGCGGUCCGGGAAAUGGCCUGGGGGGUGGAGCAGGGCUUGAUCAAAGCAAGUGACGUUUCAGAGCCGUUGCUGAGUGAGUGUUUGUACAGCAGCAAAUCUCCCAAUCCGGAUCUGCUCAUCCGCACCUCGGGAGAGGUGCGACUCAGCGACUUCCUUCUGUGGCAGACUUCCCACUCCUGCCUGGUGUUUCAGUCCGUGCUGUGGCCCGAGUAUUCCUUCUGGAACCUUUGUGAAGCCAUUCUCCAAUAUCAGUUAAAUCACGCCUCCAUCCAGAAAGCCAGAGACCUCCAUCAAGAGCAUCAGGCCCUCCAGCAGCUGGAGGCGGAUCGCGCCGGCGCGGCGGAGCUCCUGCAGAGCCACGGCAACGGGAAGCCCCCCGACGCCCAGAGGAGGCGGGAGGCGCUGCUGCAGUACACCGCCUGCCGGGAGGAACGGGUUCAGGACUUCCUAGAAGCGCUGAAGCGCAAGAGAGACUCCUUCUUUAAUGACUUGUGGCGCGUCGGCGUCUCGGCCUAAGGGGAGGAACGAGAGGAGCGCGGCCGAAGUGGGGGAUGAAACCUCCCAAAAAAGAGGCCCUUCUGUGGAGAGGGGAGGAGUGAACAAUACAUGGUUUCAUGGUGUUACUGAUUUUCAACAGCCCCUAUGGGGCUGUGAACUAAUCGAUAUUUAUGAUUGAAGAUUUAGAGGAAACAAAGAGUCUAAUACGUGGAAAUGUCUGGUCAAGAUGUAGUUAAGUGACUGUGUAAAUCGUCCGUCUACUGCAUGCCGUCGAUUGUAAGAUCUAACUAUGGGAAUGAAGGCCAGCGAUCCGUCCAGAUUAAUGCAAGUCAGUGCAGCUCGGUUGUGGCCCAAAGGAAGUGUCGUUCGUUGAGUGUGAUGUUGAUGACAUAACUAGAUUUUGACCAGUUUCCUUUAAAAGAAUAAAGCGAUUGUCGUUUGUCCGCUGUGAUUAAAGGAUGUGCGAUUCAGACCUUUGUACUCACGCACCGCAUGUCAAGUCCCUGAAGAGUUCCAUCUGACUUUUAAUAUGUCGAUAUGUCAUGGGUACACUCGUGCAGGGGAAAUACUCAGCAUCUCAAUGUAUUUGGUCCACUGAAUUACUGAGUUCUUUUUAGACCUGCUUAGUGUUUAGUCCACUCGGCCAGUUCAACUAGUAAGUGUUGGAGUCAGUAUUGGACUUCCCCACUAAUUGACGCGGCGUAUGAGAAAUUCAUUGCAUGAAAUUUAAUCGGCAUGAUUAUAUAUUUGCAAUAUUUGGUUGACAGAAAAUAUUUAGCUAGUAGUUCUAUUUUAGUACCUGUAAAGCUGAGUAAACUAUGAGUCCUUAAGUAUCAUCCCUUCGUUGCGUUAGUCACUUUUCCUAUGUCUGAAAAUGCAGUAGUAAGGAUCUUGAUAAUACACUUCAUAGAAUCCUGAAUUUGAAUGCCCCUCUAUAGGAAUUAUCAAUAUAAAAAAGUAUGUUUUCAUUGACACACAAUACUACUGAUGUCAAUUCAAUGGAAUCCGGUAUGAAGUAUUGAGUUUUUAACUCUUUAAAAGUAACAAUUGGACAGUAUAAAAGUACUCCAUUUCAAGUAAAAGCAAAAAGUUCAUUAGGAAUGUACUUUGUUUUCUAAUGUGGGUUUGUUUUAUUGAUGUUUAUUUAUUGAUCUAUUCAUGACCAAUGGGUAAAAAAUGACGAUGCAUUUUACUGUUGCCGAGGUGGAGCUCAUUUCAACCAUUGCAUCACAUUGUGUGAGCUGAAGCUGAAGUACAGGGUGAACUGGGCCUACUUGUUGUCUGCACUGCGUUUCACCCACAACUCCCCUCGGUGAAAAACCUUCCGCGAAGCGCCCCCUCGCGGCAUUGGCCAGUAUUUCCCGGGCCGCUUCCUGUCUCUUUAAGUAGAUGGGCGGUGCCUGGACGCACGUGAUGCAUUUGCGGCCAAUGACAGACAGCGAAACACAAAACCGGUUCGAACUGGUUUCGUUCUUAUAUUUCAGCGUAUAAACUACAAAAAACAUUGGUUUGCAUUAUACAUUCGCCAUUUUACACAGCUACUGGUCGGUUGUUAUCGCUCCGGGUAAAAAACAAAAACAAACCUACGAUUCUAUAUUGUGAGGUCUGUUCACUUCCUACCAACAACAUGGGCAAAGCGAAGGCAGCUGUCCUCCCCGAGGAAAGACGAUUUUCCAAGCGGCUGGCUGCUGUGAACCCCCCUAAAGCAGUGGAAGCUAAGAAAAAGCCCGCUGUAAAAAAGGCGCUCAAAGCAAAGAAGACCAAACUAACUGAAAAUGGCGGCGCCAAGGCCGAGGAGCCAAAGGCUGAAGCCGCGGAAGCCAAAUGAAUACCAGUUGAUGUGCUCAGUCUGUGUACUUGGUGAUUGUACAGUUUUAAAUUAGUAUUUUUUACCAAGUUUUAUAUUACAAAUGUCAUUUAUAUGUUUGUUUUUGGGCUUGCACUUGUAACAAAAGUUUGUUGUCACAUUCAUAUCCAUUUUAUACCCAUAAAAAUGAUUACCGUCCAUAUCUGGUAGACAAGGCAUUUUUAGUUUGUCUAAUCCUGUUUGUUUUUGUUGUUUUUUUAAAACUGCUGAGUAAUGGACGUUUUCCACCAAGUUGGAAUUUAAAUCCAAUUUUAAACAUUAUAAGGCAGCUAAAGCAUAUUGUUAAAAUUUGAGGUAAAAUAGGAAUUUUGCCUUUAUCUCCUUGUAUUUUAAUGUUAAACUAAUAAGAAAUUGCUUACCAAAUGUUUUGAAACACUGUAUAAUGAAAAAAGUUCCAGUCAGUAAAAAUACCACAAAAAGAAACGUAUUAGGUCAAAAAGAUUGAAACAUCCCCCAAAAAUGUAUGACGUGAACCUGGUCAUCUGAUGAAAAGUCCCGUUAAGUUAUGUUUCUCUUCUGACUGAUGCUUUUCUGACUUUAAUGGUUGAUCUAAAUGUUCUUGAAUAAAAAUUGUCAAAUGUU